CCUUCCCGCCUGGGCGAGACCGCGGGAAUCCUGCCGUCAGCCCUCUGGCUUAAGAGCAAGGACAACCCGGGCUCAGAGAGGGGUGGCGAGCGGCCAGGGUCACACAGCGCGCCGGCCGGCUCGCGGCCUCCUCCGCCUCUGGGAGUCUCCAAGCUUGCCCCGAAGUGGGGCAAGGCAGAAGCCAGAUCGAGAAUCUGAGCUCUCUCAACCCCUCAGGCUGACUCCAGGGAAGCAGCAGUUGCCAGCAUCCAGCUGCCUACUUUCUGGAUCUGUCUCCGCGUUUCUCCGGUCUCCUUAGACCAAAGCCCUUGGGGUAUGUAACAGCCAUGCCUGUGGACACACUGACUCCGGGAUCCCGGGACACAUCUGCCCUACCUUUCCGCCUGCGGACCAAAGUGCCUGGCUACCUGCUCCGGAGGCCAGCAGAUGGUGGAGCCCGGAAACCUAGUGCUGUGGAGCGCCUGGAGGCUGACAAGGCCAAGUAUGUCAAGAGCCUGCACGUGGCCAACACCCGCCAGGAACCUGUGCAGCCCCUGCUGUCCAAGCAGCCCCUCUUCAGCCCUGGGACUCGCCGCACAGUGCUCACACCUAGCCGCCGAGUACUGCCUGGCCCUGGCCGUCGGCCCCAGCUGGACCUGGACAUCCUUAGCAGCCUCAUCGACUUGUGUGAUAGCCCUGCGUCCCCUGCUGAGGCCAGCCGUACUCCUGGACGGACAGAAGGAGCCCACCAGGCGCCCCCAGCCAACCCUCCACGCCCGCCACCCAGUACAGCUGCUGUCCGCCGAGUGGAUGUCCGUCCUCUCCCCGCCUCCCCUGCCCGGCCCUGCCCAUCGCCAGGCACUGUCCCCGCCUCCAGCCCAGCCCGGCCCCCAGGUUUGCAGCGCUCCAAGUCCGAUUUGAGUGAGCGCUUUUCCAGAGCAGCAGCUGACCUGGAGCGAUUCUUUAACUUCUGCGGCCUGGACCCGGAGGAGGCACGGGGGUUGGGCGUGGCUCACCUGGCGAGGGCCAGCUCAGACAUCGUCUCCCUGGCGGGGCCCAGUGCCGGGCCUGGCAGCUCGGAGGGGGACUGCUCCCGCCGUAGCUCUGCCACUGUUGAGGAGCGGUCUCGGGAGCGCGUCCCCUACGGUGUGUCGGUGGUAGAGCGCAACGCGCGAGUGAUCAAGUGGCUGUAUGGGUUGCGGCAGGCACGCGGUGCCCCCGCCGCGGAGGGCUAGGCUUCCACUGGACUCCGCAUUUGCACAGGACACAUCCAGGAGAGGCAGCUGGGCUCUUGACCUCUUCUGCAUCCGUUCCCUGGCUUGGGACAGACCAGAGGCUGGGCGGUA
Messenger RNA from Lontra canadensis (Northern American river otter), 1325 nucleotides. It is a transcript of the gene FAM110A, whose product is annotated as family with sequence similarity 110 member A. The transcript is spliced from 2 exons. Lineage: Eukaryota; Metazoa; Chordata; Mammalia; Carnivora; Mustelidae. Bases 327 to 1214 code for a protein of 295 amino acids. The record is from RefSeq and is a predicted model, not a curated record.